GUAGCAAGAGACAGUAUUUGUCUCUAGAUAUAGAUAAUAACGCAUAUAACUUGUGAUGAUCUGCGAUUUAAGCACUCAAACUGGCAUUCGCUCAUCACAAUAUCAUAUGCACACCAUAAUAAUGCACAAAUCCACUGCUAAGUGGCAGUGACAAUUUGAUAAGUGGCAGAACCGGUCUAAAGAAGAAGUUGAUACUUCAGUCAAUAUAUUCGUCCAUUGUUAGUAAUAUUGCGAUUUUGAUCAAAAGUGUGUUUUGGCCGAAAUCAAAAUGAAUUCUCACAAUAAUAUGCUAGAAUUAUUUCCGUGGAUUACAGCUGAAUUUGUUCAAAGUUUGAUUGAAAAAUCUGAACCAAAUAAAAAUGUCGUUCUAAAAUUGUUCAAUGCUAAAAAGUGUUUUAAUGACGGUGAGAAUUUUUCAAGUGUCAUGGUUGGCCUGGAAGUUGUAUAUGAGAAUGAGAACGAGAGUGAAGAUAAACAACGAGAUUUUCUAUUGAAAAUUGCCAUUCAAACCGAAGACUACGCUAAAAUCUGUGAGGAGUGCCUGAUUUAUGAAAGAGAGAUUGAGGCGUACACAAAAGUUCUACCAGCUGUCGAAAAAUCACUGAACUCAGUGGGAGUGUCUAGUCAAAUUGCUCCAAGAUGUUUCAUGGCUGAUAUAGACCGAAGAAUGCUUGUUUUCGAGGAUUUACGGAAUCAGCAAUUCAAAAGCGUAGAUAGAACAUAUGGAUUAGAUACAGAUCAUAUGAAAUUGACUCUUGAAAAUCUAGCCAAAUGGCAUGCCGGCACUGUUACUUUACUCUUAACUGAUAUUGAACUCUUUGAAUGGUAUACAAAAAGAAACGUUUACAAAAAUGCACCCAAUGUACAACAAUUCUGGAAAAAUCUUGUUAAAUCACUCUCAAAUUCUAUCAAAAACUGGACCGGUUAUGAGAAAAUUGCUGUGAAGCUACAAAACAUACCACAAAAAGCUUAUGAUGAAGCAUACAAAGCAUUUGCUCCACGGGCAGACGCCUUCAACGUUUUAACUCAUGGAGACAUGUUUGUGAACAACUUGCUAUAUCGUCAUGAUGAACAUGGAAAGCCGAUUGACAUUCGUUUUGUUGAUUUUCCACUUGGGAAGCAUGCGAGUCCAUCCAUUGAUUUGGUUACUUUGCUAUACAGCUCUUCUCAUUCUUCGAUUAGACAACGAGAUCGAGAGCAUCUCAUUCAAUACUAUCACUCUGAACUGGUGAAGUAUUUGAAACUGUUGAAAUUCCCUGGCAAAAUACCAACAUUGCUAGACAUUCAAUCGGAUUGCUAUCGCAUCGAUUUAUUCACCACUCUGAUAAUCUUGUUCAUCGUUGCACUACGUUUUGUGGAUAAAUUCCACGAUGGUGGCUUUUUUGAUGUAGUAAAUGGCGACCAAAAAGAUGGAAAUACGAGUGACAAACUAUUUUCACAUCCGGAGUGCACAGAACAAGUAAAAUACUUACUGGACAUGUUUGAUAGAAGAGGAUAUUUUGACUUCUAAGAGCAAUUUGAUAUUUUUUUCUUUAAUGUUGACUUUAUAAUAGAUGUCAGAUACCAUAAAACCAUGUUAAUCU
Messenger RNA from Sitodiplosis mosellana (orange wheat blossom midge), 1583 nucleotides. RefSeq lists its product as uncharacterized. The record is from RefSeq and is a predicted model, not a curated record. The coding region runs from base 269 to 1510 and encodes 413 amino acids. Lineage: Eukaryota; Metazoa; Arthropoda; Insecta; Diptera; Cecidomyiidae. The transcript is spliced from 4 exons.